GCCAUGAGCAACCCAGAGGAGUUGGAAGAGCUCAUGCCUGGGGAGCACAAGAGGCAACGUGAAGCCUUGAGGAGGAAGAUCAACAGUAACAAGGGAGGUUUGCAGCCAGGGCUCGUGGAAAAGUACAAUGCGGCAAAGACCGACCAGGAGAAGUUCGCCCUUGUGAAAGCCUUUAUCAUGGAUCCUACAAUGGACUCAGUGGAGGUCGAAGCAUUUUAUAUUCAGCAAUCAAAGGAGAAGAGUCGGGGCAUCUGGGUGGAACUGCCACUGUCCGAGUUGGAGCAGAAAUACAACACCCCCGAAGACCGUGAGUGGUUGCAAAAACAAGUUGUGGCCCGUCAAGCCGGGACUCCCCAUCCUCAGGAUCCGACAAAUCCCAGGAAGCGGAUCUACAAAGUCUUCGAGAAGUUUGAACACUCAAGCGAGAACUCCAAAUUGGUCGGAUCCUAUCUUUCCGCCAAAAGCCGAGUGGCGGCGAACAAAGCUCAGAGACAGUCCUUGGCAGACCACAUCACUCAUGACGCAGCAGGUUUUGGAGACCACGUGAAACCGAUGAUGGCUGUGGAGGAGCAACCCGGACCCAGAAAACCAAGGGUGCCAAAGACACCUAAGGUGCUUUAA
Durusdinium trenchii is the source of this 621-nucleotide messenger RNA. The record is from the annotation of a GenBank genome assembly. NCBI's taxonomy places the organism in Eukaryota, Dinophyceae, Suessiales, Symbiodiniaceae.